Culex quinquefasciatus (southern house mosquito) is the source of this 2244-nucleotide messenger RNA. RefSeq lists its product as uncharacterized. NCBI's taxonomy places the organism in Eukaryota, Metazoa, Arthropoda, Insecta, Diptera, Culicidae. The transcript has 2 exons. The coding region runs from base 1 to 2244 and encodes 747 amino acids. Gene Ontology annotation, molecular function: nucleic acid binding. The record is from RefSeq and is a predicted model, not a curated record. Gene Ontology annotation, biological process: DNA integration.
AUGAAAGGCAUCACGGUUACGCUUCCGAUCGACCGCAGCGUUCCCCCGGUCAUUCAACCAUUGCGAAGAUGUCCUAUUCCGCUACUGGACAAGGUCAAAUCAAAAAUUGACGAACUCUUGGAGAUGGACAUUAUCGAGAGAGUGACCCGGCCGACCUCGUGGGUUUCUCCGUUAGUUCCGAUCCUCAAAGAGAACGGCGAGCUUCGGCUUUGCAUUGAUAUGCGACGGGCUAACCAGGCAAUCCAGCGGUUGAAUCACCCAUUGCCGGUGUUCGAGGAUUUUUUGCCCAAAUUCCGGAACGCCAAGCUUUUCACUACUCUUGACAUUCGUCAAGCAUUCCAUCAAGUUGAGUUGAGCCAUGACUGUCGGGACAUCACAACCUUCGUCACAAAUUGGGGACUGUUUCGUUAUACUCGGUUGCUUUUUGGAGUAAAUGCGGCCCCGGAAUUGUUCCAAAAUCUCAUGGAAAGCAUAUUGGCUGACUGCGUUAACGUUGCCGUCUUUAUUGACGAUAUCGUUAUCUUUGGCGCUACUGAAGGAGAACACGACGCUGCAGUUAAGGGAGUUUUAUUGGUCCUGAAGCGCUAUGGAAUCCUGCUCAACGACCAUAAGUGCAAGUUCAAACAACAUGAAAUCCGAUUUCUUGGGCACAAGCUAUCAUCUAACGGGGUGUCACCAGCUGACGAGAAAGUCAAGUCAAUUCUCCAGUUCAGACCACCAAAGACGAAAGAGGAACUACGCAGCUUCUUGGGGCUUGUUACAUUGGGAUCACAUGUCGCCGACCAGUGGACGGAUGAAACGGAAGUUUACAUUAGGCGUAUUGUUGCAGUAUCGCUGUCGACGUUCGCAGACUGUGACGAUUGCUGCACUUUCGACGUCGAAACGGAGAUAUUUAUCAGGACCAUUCAGGAAAGCGCGGCCAUUGAUAUUGAAGAGGUGAUUCAAGCCACGAUGUCUGAUAACGAGAUGAGGAAACUCAAGGAGUGUGUACAAUCUGGAAAAUGGGACAACGCAGAAAUGAAGCAGUACGCUUUGUUUCGCACCGAAUACACUGUUGCUAACAAUCUCAUCAUGCGAGGAAAUAAAUUGGUGAUUCCAGCAGGCCUACGACAUCGGAUGUGUCAACUUGCUCACGAGGGCCAUCCCGGGGAGAGCAAGAUGAAAACGCGACUUCGCGAUCGUUGUUGGUGGCCGGGAAUUGAUACGGAUGCGGUUCAAACGUGUAAGUCAUGUGAAGGUUGUAGAUUAGUUCAAGUUCCCGAUGCACCUGAGCCGAUGUCGCGCCGCUCGUUACCUGAGAAGGCUUGGGUCGAUGUAGCUUUGGACUUCCUGGGGCCUAUGCCUGGUGGAGAGUACGUGCUCGUGGUUAUCGACUACUAUAGCAGAUAUACAGAACUGGCGGUUAUGAACAAAAUUACGGCAAGGGAAACGAUCAACCAGCUCAAACGAAUGUUUCGCGUAUGGGGUCCGCCCAGAACUAUCACAUUGGAUAAUGCGAAACAAUUCGUUUCGACGGAGCUCCAUGAGUAUUGUCAACUGAACGGGAUUCACCUUAACCACACCACUCCUUACUGGCCACAGGCCAACGGCGAAGUCGAAAGACAAAAUCGAUCGCUAUUGAAGAGAAUGAAGAUCGCCAAUGCGUUGUACGGAGAGUGGAAGAAUGAGCUCGAUCGAUAUCUGGAAAUGUACAACAACACACCUCACUCCGUGACAGGAAAAAGCCCAAAUGAGCUGCUUCAGAACCGGCGUUUGCGCUCAAAAAUGCCUCAUGUUGAUGAUCUGGCGACCACACCACCGAGUACAGAGUUCCGCGACAAAGAUCACGAGAAAAGAUCAUGGGAAAAGAGGGAAGACGCUAAGCGUAUGGCUAAGCCUAGCAACAUCGAGAUCGGCGAUAACGUUUUAAUGAAAAAUCUUCUCCCAGCAAAUAAGCUAUCAACUAACUUCUUGAAGGAGAAGUUUAUGGUGAUUGGCAGAAACGGAUCAAAUGUCACGAUCGAAUCAGUUGAUUCUGGUCGUACCUACGACAGGAACACAUCGCACUUGAAAAAGGUCGUCGAUGCUCCAUCGAACACUGGCAGCGAGCCGGAGUUGAUUGUGGAGGAUGGUGAGGUUUUGCAGCGAGCUGAUGCUGAAAUAAUCGACGAUCGAGCAGAUCCAGAUCAAAAUGAACCACUUCCGGAAGAAGGAUUAUCUAGGCGAUCGAGCCGAACUCGCCAAAUCCCGCAGAGAUACCGUUGA